Messenger RNA from Pimephales promelas (fathead minnow), 4057 nucleotides. The record is from RefSeq and is a predicted model, not a curated record. NCBI's taxonomy places the organism in Eukaryota, Metazoa, Chordata, Actinopteri, Cypriniformes, Leuciscidae.
UUGGCUUAGCAGGAAAUUUGAAAACGGUUGUUGUUGGCAAAAUGCAGUUAGCAAAGCGGCGCUAGUUAGCGGAGUUAUUAGUUUUAUAUCUUUAUUAAUAUGGUUUAAAUGAGUCUCGCUGAGCCGUAAACAACUUCAUUAGUACUUUUGGUGUUCAAUAAGAAGAAACGAUGGACAUUAAUUCUUAUUUUCAGGCCUUUGAGCUGAGCGUGCGCAGUUAUGCUGGCGAUGACCCGUUAGACCCCUGGGAUAAGUUCGUUCAGUUUCUGGAGAGCAAGCUGUCCCUGGAGGAGAGGAAGGGUUUGUCUGUGGUGUUGGAGCACAUCGUUCAGACCUUCCUUCAGGAUGAGCGAUACCACAACGACCCGCGAUACGUCUCGCACUGCGUCAGAAGUGCCAGCUUCUACAGCGACCCGACGGAGGUGUACAGUUAUCUUCACGGCCGCGGCGUGGGCACGCAGACGGCGGCGCUGUACCUGGACUGGGCGCAUCGCUUUGAGGAGAGAGGGCAGCUGUCCCAGGCUGAGCUGGUGUACCAGAGAGCGCUGGAGAACAGGGCUGAGCCGCAGGACAGUGUGUUACAGCAGUUCAGGCUCUUCCAGGGACGGGUGAACACUCACACUGCAGCAUCAGAUCACGUGCGGCAGCCGCUGCAGAACUCGCAGCUGGUCAAUCAAGCCCCCCGGCAGAGAGAUGUUCAGCCGCAGAGUAAGGAUCCAGAAGCCUCUCCUGCUACCCGAAUGGUGCGCAUAAUCUCGCGCUCGGAGAAUAAGCCGACCCGUCCGGCCGGCAGCAGUGGUGUGGAGUGUGUGUCCAUGUAUUGUGUGAAAGAGCUGCAGUGUGAGGGGUCCGAGCUGUCCUUCGAGGAGCUCCGAGCCAGACGCUACUUCACUAAACGCAGACAGCAGGACGAGCAGCGGCGACUGGCCGAGGAGCAGCGCAGGCUUUGGGAAGAGGAGGACGAGGUGAGGAAGAUGAAGCAGCUGUUGGAGGAUCUGGAGAAGAACGUGACGCUUACGGAGAGUCAGACCGCAGUGCAUCUCCCCGAGCCGGUGUCGUUCUCCAGACCUCACACUGGACUGCAGCUGCGCUCCGAGACCGCAGGGCAUGCUGGGACAGAGACCAGCCGUUCACUGACGGACCCGUUCCCCAGCGCAGAGAGUCUGAGGACACACACACACCAGCCGUCAUCCCUGAUCCAGAGCAGCUGCUGCACCCAACCCCAGAACACAGAUCUAGCGUGUGAUCAGGGGGAUGCGGAUGGAAAUGUUACAGACACAUCAUGUGGGGCGUUCAAUCACUCUCAUGUUACUCCGAACUCCUCUCUGGGUUUCGUUCAGGCCACACCGUCCCGUGUUCUCCCUUCUCCCACUGUCAACACACGUGAGGCUUUGGGUGUGAUCAUGGACAUGUUUCAGGCGCCCACCCUCCUCCAGGAGUCCAUGUUCAACAGCAUCAUUCAGCCGGAGGACAGUUUCGAGAAGAGCUGCAGAAUCACUAGCGCCCCCUCGUGUGUUACGGCAGCCGGCACGACCCCGUUCAUGAUCUACCGGGACCGAGAUGAGCAGGAGAGCGGAGGUUCUGAUCCGGCCCGAACCCAACCAGCCGUGACCCGAGCGCUGACGCAAAUACCCCCGUCCAAAGACAACGACGCUCCGGUCAGCACCGAGUCCAUGACGGAUGAGAGCGCCGUGUGGGGAGCGAGGAACGUCUCGGUCGGGCCGUGUCCCAAUCACACGCGUGACUUCUCCCUGUCCGCCCACCUGGUGUCCACCCCGCUGCACCCUCACGCGCCGCACGCCUGGGACCUGCAGCCGGGCCGAGAGGAAAGUGCGGCCGUCGGCGGGUCAGAGGAGAACCCUUACGUGCGGCCGCCCACUAAACUCAGCCCCAUCAUGGAGCAGAGUCCAGUAGAGGAGAAGCCAGUGGAGCUGGACAGCAGCAGGGCUCAGGGCACAAUCGUGGGUGAGGGUGUGUCAUUGGCUCAGACUCCAGGGCUCUCUAUGGCCCAGAGCAGCUGUAGCAGCAGACACCCGCUGGCCGCCCUGUCCUUCCCCGACCACUCAGCCAUGAGGAUGCAGGACGAGUCCAUGAGCAGAGCGAGCUGGAGCAUCUACCAGAGCCCGGAGAAGCAGCCCAUGCAUCCAGACCCAGUGGUCAGUGAUGUUCCCUGGCACGCACCACUGGAGGAGCAGGACGAGUCCAUGAGCAAAGCGAGCUGGAGCAUCUACCAGAGUCCGGAGAAGCAGUCCAAACGUCCAGACCCAAUGGUCAGUGAUGUUCCCAGGCGUGCACCGCAGGAUGAGUCCAUGAGCAGAGCGAGCUGGAGCAUCUACCAGAGCCCGGAGAAGCAGUCCAAACGUCCAGACCCAGUGGUCAGUGAUGUUCCCAGGCGUGCACCACAGGACGAGUCCAUGAGCCCGAAAGCUGCUGUGGGACUGAGCUGGUUUCAGGUGGAUGGUUCGACCAACACAGUAGAACCGGAUCUCGAUGUCAUGAUGAGUCCGGCUCCGGUGUCAGCUCGGCCUGCCUGGACCGUCUACCAGAGCCCGGAGAAAGCCCCCGAAACAGACCUCCUGUGGCCGACGAGCCCAGAGCCGCCGGCGGAGCGGGAUCUGGACAUGCUGGAGGAACGGGGAGUUCUGCUUCCCAAAAAAUCCUUCCAGCAGCGGAAAUCAGGAGUGAAAGCACUUCAGAUGUUGCAUGAAUCUCUAUUAAUGAGUCCAAAACAGUCCCCUGAGGAGGAGUCCAGGAGCCCAAACAGGUUCAGCGCUGACGGGCCUCAGCGGACCACAGAGCCCGAUCUGGAGCCCAUGACCAGCCCGUCGCAGAGUUGCAGGGAAACCAGUGCUCCCAUGAGCCCCAUGGACACAUCCAAACCAGGCUGUGUCCAUCUGGUGCGGGACCCCUGGGAUGAGGAGCUGAUCGUGUCUCUGCUGUCUAACCUGCAGCCGCCUCUAUCCUCACUCCCCGGCCUCACCGCCUGGAGCUGCCGGCUGCCCACCAUCACCCCCAAGAUGACCGUCCAGAUAGCUGGAGAGUCGCUGCGAGUGGACUUUGUUCUUGGACAGGGAGCGUUCGCCACAGUCUACCAGGCCACCAACCUCAUGACCUCACGCAAACUCUUCCUCAAGGUGCAGAAGCCAGCGAACCCGUGGGAGUUUUACAUGGACCGCCAGCUGAACGCCCGUCUGCAGCCCAGCGUACGCCACCUCUUCAACACCAUAUACUCGGCUCACCUCUUCAGCAACGGCAGCGUGCUGAUCGGAGAACUGCACAACUGCGGCACACUGCUGAGCGCGAUAAACCUGUACAAGAGUCGCAGUGAGAAGGUGCUGCCGCAGCCGCUGGUGCUCUACUUCACCGUCUGCAUCCUCCACAUGGUCCAGCAGCUGCACCAGGCCCACAUCAUACACGCCGACAUCAAGCCCGACAACUUCCUGCUGGGGGAGAGGUUCCUGGAGAACGACUGCUUCGAUCGGGAUAACCUCCAGCACGGACUGGCUCUCAUCGACCUGGGCCAGAGCAUCGACAUGACACUUUUCCCAGAAGACACUGCGUUCACAGCCAAGUGCAUGACCUCGGGAUUCCAGUGUGUGGAGAUGCUGAGCGGCCGACCCUGGAGCUACCAGACGGAUUACUUCGGCAUCGCCGGCACCGUCUACUGUAUGCUGUUCGGGACCUACAUGCAGGUGAAGGAGGACGGCGGCGUCUGGAGGACCAACGGCGUGUUCAAAAGGAUGGUUCACGCUGAGCUGUGGCAGGAGCUGUUCCAGACGCUGCUGAACGUGCAGGACUGCCGCUCUCCGCCGUGUCUCCAGAGCCUGCGUCUGCGUCUGGACGCCGUCCUGCAGGAGCACUACAGCCGCAAGCUGCGCUCGCUGAAGAACCGGCUGGUGGUGCAGAUCCUGGAGGCCCGCUCCGCGCGCAGGUGACGCCCUGCUGAGUGUGUGUGUGUGUGUGCUCACUGAUACUUCUUUUUACUGUCGCUAUUUGAAGUUGUGAAAAAAGUCAAUGAAGCCUUUUGUAGAUUUCAAUAAAUCUUGGUUUAAACCCA